AUGGGUCAACACAAUGGGUCACAAUGGGAAAACAUUACUGAUAUCGAGAUAAGGAAGCACGAGGGCAAGGCGUACGUGGGCGUCUUCCAGUUCCAGGAGCCCGCCAUCAUGGUGCGCGACCCGGAGCUGCUGCGCGCCAUCCUCGUCAAGGACUUCGCCAGCUUCCAGAAGAACGUCUUCCCUGUGGACAAAGACCUCGACCCGCUGGUGGCCAAGAACCCGUUCGUCCUCACAGGCGAAGAGUAA
Molecule: messenger RNA, 246 nt
Organism: Gryllus bimaculatus (two-spotted cricket)
Lineage: Eukaryota; Metazoa; Arthropoda; Insecta; Orthoptera; Gryllidae
Source: the annotation of a GenBank genome assembly